Messenger RNA from Pyrus x bretschneideri (Chinese white pear), 3366 nucleotides. Its product is annotated as E3 ubiquitin-protein ligase ZNF598. Gene Ontology annotation, molecular function: ubiquitin protein ligase activity; ribosome binding. Lineage: Eukaryota; Viridiplantae; Streptophyta; Magnoliopsida; Rosales; Rosaceae. Bases 240 to 2915 code for a protein of 891 amino acids. Gene Ontology annotation, biological process: rescue of stalled cytosolic ribosome; protein ubiquitination. The transcript has 7 exons. The record is from RefSeq and is a predicted model, not a curated record.
CUUCCAUCUUCUUACGGAGUUGUAUAAUAUCUGGCUUCAACAAAAACCUUUGCAGAUUCAUCCUCAACCGACUCAAUUUUUGCUUUCCUUUCCCAAUUUCACAACAUUCCCAGAAUUUAAUUCCAAUCGAUUGUAUAAAAACCCUAGAUCCCCUAACCCUCCUCCACCUUCAAUCAACCUCCGAAUUAGGGUUUCCGCUCUCCAAUCCCAGAGGCACGCACAGAGCUUGAACGAUAGCCAUGGACGACAGCUGUGCGGUGUGUGCCGAUACUCUGGAAUGGGUUGCCUACGGUGCCUGUGGACAUCGCGAAGUCUGCUCCACCUGCGUCGUUCGUCUCCGCUUCAUCUGCAACGAUCGCCGAUGCUGCAUCUGCAAGACCGAGUCCGACGUCAUUUUUAUCACCAAGGCUUUAGGAGAUUAUACAAGGAUGAUUAAUGACUUCUCAGUCUUGCCGACUGAAGUAAGGGAGGGUCGCAUUGGACCAUAUUGGUACCACGAGGACACUCAAGCAUUUUUCGAUGAUGUGGACCACUACAAGAUGAUCAAGGCAAUGUGCAAGCUUUCAUGUAGCGAAUGUGACAAGAUGGAUGAGCAAUCAAAUGAUGGCCCAAAGCGUCGUGGGAAGAUUCGGAACCUUGAUCAUCUGAAGAAUCAUUUAUUCCACCAACAUAGGUUGUGGAUGUGCUCCUUAUGUUUGGAAGGGAGGAAGGUGUUUAUAUGUGAACAAAAACUAUAUACUAGAACUCAAUUGAGGCGGCAUAUAAAUACAGGUGACUCUGAAGUGGAUGGAAGUGAGAGUGAAAGAGGUGGCUUCAUGGGACAUCCUAUGUGUGAGUUUUGCAGAACCCCAUUUUAUGGCGAUAAUGAGCUGUACUCCCACAUGACUACUGAUCACUAUACUUGUCAUAUAUGCCAAAGGCAGAAUCCUGGACAAUAUGAAUAUUAUAAGAAUUAUGAUGACCUGGAGAUGCACUUCCGCCAAGGUCAUUUUCUAUGUGAAGAUGAGUCCUGCCUCAGCAAAAAGUUUGUUGUCUUCCAAUCUGAGGCAGAAAUGAAGAGGCAUAAUACACUUGAACAUGGAGGGAGCAUGUCUCGUUCCAAGCGUAAUGCUGCUCUGCAGAUACCAACCAGCUUCAGAUAUCAACGAAGUAGUGAACAAGAUCAUCGACGUGGAAGAGGCGGAAGAGGUGGAAGAGGUCUGGCAUUUCAUCGCGAUUCUUCUGAAAAUCAACUUUCUAUUGCUGUUCAAGCAAGUUUGGAGACUGCUCAUGCUGAUAGAACAUACGAUGAUCCUUCAUCCUCCAGACUGCAAGUUCCUCCAGAUAUUGGGGAUACAGGCGAUAUUGAUCCGAUCGCUGAUUCAUUUGAAUCAUUAAGUGCAACAGAUAUUGAAACAUCUUCAAGGUACCGUCAGGCCGUGGGGCCUAUUUCUAGGAAUGGGCGUUUGGAAGAAUCUUCCUUUCCUCCCCUCUCAAUGGCAGCUGGCAACAGUUCAGACCCCAAACAAGACUCAGAUAGUCUGCCUAGCAACACAAUGGCUGCGCAUCUCCGCCGGCAAAACAACCACAAGGUGGCUGUUAAUAGCUCUGGAAUGGCUUGGCCAGCAGCAACACGUGGGCCUGUGGCCGUUAAUGGUUCUGGACAGGCUUGGCCAGCAGCAACACGUGGGCCUGUGGCUGUUAAUAGUUCUGGACAGGCUUGGCCAGCAGCAACUCGGGGGCCUGUAGUACAACCUACUAAUUCAGCUCAGGCUUCACCCGCGACAAGUGUUUCAUCUCGUGUUUCUGGUCAGAGCAAUAUGGCCUCUGGUAAUGGACCCAGACCAUCUAGUUAUGCCAGUUCCACUCAGGCUCAAGUUGAGACUAGACAGAAUGCCUUUGCUAAUGGAUCGAGACCAUCUAGUUAUGCAAGUUCUGCAGCUUAUGUUGAACAGACAACAAUACCUGGAUUGUUAUCAUCAGGUUCUUCAAGGGAUUCAAGCAACACCAAAUCUGGUAGGAUCGGCCACUCUACGUCAGCUCCUAAUUUGGUCGAAAAUGGAUCUGUUCAACCCUCCAAUUCUGAUUUUCCGCCUGUUUCUGCAGUACAAGUGCGUAAGUUGCCUUCAACUACCCAUCCUAUAUUGAAAGUGGAGGAUGUUCAAACUGCUAACAAGUCCUUAGUGGAAAAGAUUCGUGCCGGUCUUGAAUUUGACGAAGAAAAAUACACUAUUUUUAAAGACAUAUCUGGACAGUAUCGCCAGGGUUUGGUUGACACAGGAAUAUAUUUAGAUUUUGUGCGGCAGUUUGGCUUGCUUCAUCUUGUCCUUGAUUUGGCUAGACUCUGCCCUGAUUCUCAGAAGCAGAAGGAGCUUAUCGAUGCCUACAAUACUGGUACCCGCAACGGAUGGUCUCAGGACAGUCCUAAAUUGAAAGAUGGUAAUAAUUCUAAGAAAGGUAAAGGGAAGAUUUCGGAGUCUGAAAACAGUAAUUCUAAGAACACGCUAGCAGAUAGCAUUAUUAGCUCUGUACGGGAACUUCAAUCAAACAACAGGCCUACGGAAGAAGUGGUGGAGGUGUUGACAAAGGAUGGGUACCGUGCUGCCAAAGGAAAAUCAAAUCUGUUAGUGAAUGGGCACCAGGAGGAGUUGAAUUCUCGCAGUCAACCUCUAGUGCAACCAAGGGGCCAAAAGGAUUCCACGCCAGCUGCUAGGCCAAAUUUAGUGGAUGGUGGUGGAGGGAGCAAGCAGCGGAAGAAAACCUCCAAAUUUGAUAGAGUCCGCUUGGGUGAUGCUGCAGCACUUUUAGAUAGCAGAAAUUCUGAUUCUCAAGCAGAUGCCGGUGAUGAAGGAUUAGAUGGGAGGAGCAGUAACUCGGCUGGAGGAUUGCCUGUCAAAGGUGUUUGGCGAAAAGGAACUCAAAAACUCUUUAGUUAGAAGAAAUACAAUGAUGAUUUACAUCAUCAUUUUUUUGUCGGUAAAGUUGUGGUUACAAAUUGAACUCGUAUUUUGGAAAAGAGUUCGCGUUCACCCCACUUUUUGCGACCAUUUAGUUCUCAACUCUGCAUCCAGGUUGGUUUCUCUGUUUUAAGCAACUGGGCAGUGGGGUGCUGUGUGGCGUGGCAGUUUCGACUUUUACUGGAAGGAUCCUGCCUCGCUGUUUUUAUCGUUAUGGUACAAGUGUUCAUGUAUACUCUUUCGGAAUGAGAAUAUAGUGCAAAGGUGUGAGACUUUACAGGUUUGUUGUUGACAUUUCUGUCUUUCAGAUUUCCAUGGUUAUGUUUUUUGUUGUAUGCUUGUGUUAUUAAGGUAACAAAACGUUAACAGACUGAAGGUGGAAUCGUCGGAACUUGGAGAAUUAUUACUUUAAUUAUAUUCUGCUUCGUUA